Molecule: messenger RNA, 2163 nt
Organism: Rotaria socialis
Lineage: Eukaryota; Metazoa; Rotifera; Eurotatoria; Philodinida; Philodinidae
Source: the annotation of a GenBank genome assembly
AUGGUUCAUUUUAAUCCUGAUCAACCUUUCAAUGAUCCUUCGUUUAUGGGAAUGCCACCUAAUUUUAAUUAUGGAAAUGGAAUGUUUCUAUAUCCACCAACCGAUAUGAGAUUGAUGCAACAACAAAAAAAACCGCUACCACCAAUUCUUUCUCGUAUACCUAGUCUUCAUUUGCCUGCAAUUAUUUUAUUUACUUUCUGUUGGAUACUGCAUGGAAUAGCAACAUUUCUUCCAUAUUGGUCAACCUAUUCUGGAAUAUCUGAUUCUCGAGCAGGUCUUUGGAAUGCUCGAAAUUUCAAUUAUUCCACAAUACAAAAUUUUUAUUUUCCAGAAACAACUGAUUUUCCAAAUUUAACUAAUUCAAUUGAUUUUUCCACUGCAAACACAAAAGGAUAUUUAAUAACUGUACAGUUUUUAAUGACAUUCAAUUUCUCGUUGACGCCAAUUAUACUUGUUUUAUUAAUCGUUGAUUAUAUUUUUUCUCUAAAAUUGACAAGUAAAAGUCGCUGUUUUCUUAUCCGAGAUUAUAAUACAUCUGAUACAGCUAUUAAAUAUGCACUUCUUCUCUAUAUUAUUUAUGUAUUCGAUAUAUUUGAAUUCGCAGCAUGGAUAACAUAUCUUAGUUCACGACAUGAUAAUAAUUGGAAUAUGCAUAUUUCAUUUGCAUUUACUGUUAUUGUUAGUGCAUUGAUGAUAAUUGUUUUUAUUAUGUAUGCUAUUGAAUUUAUGAAAACCUUUACAAAAAGUCGCUUGAAUUGGGAUCGUUGGUAUGGUCCGUAUGCAGAAUGGGCCUUUUUCGUAUUUCUAUCUGCAUUACUUUUACUUCUAACUGUGAUUUGUUGUCCUGAGUGGGCUUAUGCAAAAUAUGAUCCAUUGUUUGUUUUUGCUGAAAUCGGUCUUUUCAAACAAUGCUACUUAUCAUCGUUAUAUAAAAAGACUAUUUCAAGUAAGAUUUGUACAUUAUCUGACCUUGCAAGUAAUACAUCAUGGGUUAAUGCAACACAAGCAUUUAUGUUGAUGGCUUAUAUUUUCGGCAUGAUUAUACUAGUCGCUAUUGUUUAUUUUCGAAAAGAAUUUCGUCAUAAAGAAAAUGGCUAUUAUUCUAAACGUUGUAAACAACCAACAUUUACAUAUAUCAUCGCAGGGUUUAUACUCUUCUUUUGUUUUAUUUUUUCGUUGAUUGGCGUUGCAGUAUUUGGUGGUAAAGUAUUUUCGUUACCAUUGAACGUGAAUUGGGGAUAUAUACUUGCUGUAAUUGCUAUGACACUUUUUCUUGUUGCUGGCAUUUUAUUCAUUUUAGAUGGCAUCCAUAGUGGGAAACAGACAGCUAAAGUAGGUUUUUCAACGGCUAGAAAGUUAAUCUUUCCAGCACCCUUAAACCAUCGUGUAUUAGCGAUGCAACCAUUACUACGAAAAGAGCCUACUGGCUCACUAACAACACCGUUUUCAACCAUUCCACCAUUACAGUUAAAUGCAGUAGCUCCACAAUUUUCGCAACAAAUACCACCAUUUUAUUUUCCUGAACAAGCCAUGUAUCCUAUGGUAAAUUUUGAUAAUACAUCAUUCUAUUCGCCAGAACAAAUGGCGAUGAUGUCACCAAAUUAUGGUAUGGGACCAUAUUCAGCAGCUCCAUUCACUCAAGCAGUUCUAACUGAGUAUAUUCGACAAAUGGAAAAUAAUCCUCGACAAUCAUCAUUACCAAAUAAUCAAGGUCUAAUGAAUCAUUCGAACGGUAGACCGUCGCCAUUGCAAAAUAAUAUUUCUAAUGAGAGCAAUCUAAAUGGUAUAGUGCGUCUACAUCUUUUACAACAACAACGUUUACAUUAUAAUCAUGAGCGUCUACUUGAAAGAUACACUCGUGUUCUUCAACCACGUUUAUCUGAAUUUCGUACAUUCGGUACAAGUUCUUUACAUGGUCGUAAUUAUGAUGAACAUUUGCGUACACUACGCAAUGAUAACUAUCAUGAAGAUUCAUCAAUUGCAAUGUCACGAGCAGGUAUUGGCUCAUCAGAUGAAAUAUAUCGUUGGAUAGGUGAUGAGUCGUAUGAAGCUCUACCUAGAAAUAUUGAUUCAGCAAUACAAUACACUCGAAAUGAAUCUAUGCCAUAUGUUAAUGCAGAAAAUUUUGAAACUGUUGAAGUAUCAAAAUUCAGCUUUGAUUAA